Nymphalis io (European peacock) is the source of this 2892-nucleotide messenger RNA. RefSeq names its product leucine-rich repeat-containing protein 49. NCBI's taxonomy places the organism in Eukaryota, Metazoa, Arthropoda, Insecta, Lepidoptera, Nymphalidae. The transcript is spliced from 11 exons. Gene Ontology annotation, molecular function: protein binding. The record is from RefSeq and is a predicted model, not a curated record. Bases 1 to 2877 code for a protein of 958 amino acids.
AUGCCUAUUACAUACAAUCGUGGAAAUGUAAGAAAAAUAGCUUUUCAUACAAGAGGAAGAUCAGCACAGUCUUUUGAUGUUAGUGGAUCGCGGGUUGAUUCAGGAGCAGGUGGAAAUGGACGUCAAUUUCUUCAAAUACGACCUGCUUUGGCAGAUCAUCGUACUACGACAUUACAACGUUCUAACUCAAUAUUAUCCGGGAAUAAUUAUGUAUGCAAAGAAGAUAUCAAAGAUGAGAUUAUUAGCUUACAAGCUAUUGGAGAAGGCAAAGUACAAUUAUCUCGAACUCCGCAGGAGAAGGAUCGCUUACCCGACAGAAUUAGUCUUGACAGACGGGGACUUUCGUCAAUACCACAUAUAGUUGGAGAACCCGGAUUGCGCCUUUUGUCAUUGCAACAUAACUUAAUAAACACUUUAUCUGGUCUCUCUCCUCUUGAUUUGAGUAAACUUGUAUUUCUCGAUGUGUAUGACAAUCAAAUUGACAAAAUCUCUUCGCUCGAGAGACUAUUCAGCUUGAGAGUACUGUUAGUGGGUAAAAACAGAAUCAAGAGAAUUGAGGGAUUAUCGAAUCUUCUUAAGUUAGAAGUAUUAGACUUACAUGGUAACAGGAUAACAAAAGUCGGAGGCUUAUCUAAUCAAAACGAACUUAAAGUUCUUAACUUAGCUGGUAAUCAAAUAAAAUGCAUAGGACAAACAGAUCUUCAGGGUCUUGUAUCAUUGAGAGAGUUGAAUUUAAAGAGAAAUCGGUUAAGAAAAUUACAAGGCUUUCAAAAUACUAUUAAAUUACAAAAACUAUUUCUUGGAAAUAAUGAUUUACAAAGUAUAGAAGACGUCGCGUCUCUAGCAGAAGCUAUGACAUUGUCAGAAGUUUCUUUGGAUAAUAAUCCGGUAGCCUUAGGUGGUGAUUGUACUCCAUUUUUAGUAUCUUAUCUUCCAAAUCUAGUUACACUAACCAACAUGCAUGUCAGUGAGCAGGUUCGUAAAGCUGCAAUGGCUUGGCGGAGUAACAAAGAAGCAGCACAUGCAGCAUAUUGUGCACUUAGUGGGUCUGCACAACAAGCUGCUCGUCGUGAUCAAAUAAUCCAUAAUGCUCGAACUAAUUGGGAAUUACUUAGAUCGGAAAAUAAAUGUUUUAGUAAUACUCCUAGCCCAGAUAAACAAGUUGACAUUGGAAAAGAAUUUGAACUACAAAAUUCAUCACCAAAAGUAACUCAAAAUGAUGGAACACAGACAAUAGAAACUUCAGUAAUUCCUGAUUUAAUAGCGUCAACAAGGCACGUAGAUGUAGAAAAUUCAGACAAUAAACCUAAUAAUAUCGAUACAAAUAUAAAAGUAAAAUCUGGUAAAACAAAUCCAAAGCCCCUGCGUAAGCUACAAAGAAGCUCAACUGCUCGUAAAUCUUCAGAUAAAAGAGUAAAUUUUUCGGAACGAAGUGCUUCACAAGAAACAAAUGCUUCGCAUUCAACGUCUACUAGUAGUGAUUUAAGAUUGCCACCAAUUUUACUACCAAUAAUAUCUUCACUAGAAAAUGUUAAACUAUCUGAUAGUUCGGAACCUGUACUAAAACGUUGGGAAAGUAUUUCAAGUGUUGAACCAAUAGGUGACUCUUCAUUUAGCUCACUACCUUCAUCGACAAGUGAUAGUGAAGAAGAAAGUAGCAAAAGGCAUUUCCGAAGAAAUCCUACUGUUUUAAGGAAACGAGAAAAUUUCUGUACAAUGCGAUCUAAAUCAGUUUGUGAUCCCGAAAGCCGAAGAGCUAAAUCCAAUAUUAAAAGUUCUGACAACUUAGAAAGUGCUAGUAACAUUUCAGGUAACACAAAUUUUGGGUCAGUUGCGACAUCUUCAACGUCAGGAAGUGAUAAUAAUAGCAAGGUUUUGCGGAGACAAGGUUCCUUAAAUAGCAAGUUGAACAAUCGAAACAUUCGUAGUGCUACUGUUACAAGAAGAAACGAAAGAGCCUCGUCUGCAUAUCGAGCUUCAACUGCUAAAGUUAAGCCUAGCAAAAAUUUAGCUAGCUUAAAGUCAUCAGAACCCGUACCUAAGCAGAUUCCUAUUUCUAAAGAUAGAGAGCAGGGUGUUGACUAUUUAGUUGAAGUAAGCGAUGGCCUUGUAAGCGCAUGGGGUGCUGGUGCAGUACGUCGUUUGUCUCGUGACUGGGAAUGGGAACGAGCAAGAACUGUAGCACGCGCAGCAUUUCACUACGUUCACUUUAAUGCAGUCGCACAAUCUUUACCAGAAUUAAAAACGAAGUUUCCAAAUGUUACUCAUAUAUCAAUUCGUGCUACUGGAAUUCAACAUUUAGGACAAUUACACGCAUUAGCUGAAUUAAGAGGAUUAACAGGUCUGACUAUAAUGCCAGAAGGUAAUCCCAUAGGAGUCAAAACCUGGCGUGAAUAUGCAAUAUAUAGACUUGCUCAUUGGGGCCUCAAGGAAAUUAACAAUGAACCGGUUUCUGAAGAAGAAUUAAAGUCAGCUAACCAGACAUUUAAUGGUUUAAGUGAUAUAGUGCUACGCGCACUCCCUGACGCUCCAUUGCAACCAUUACUAGAAAGGUUAGGAAAAAGUGGAAAUUGUACAGUUAGUGCUAAAACUUGGCUUAGAGGAGCCGAUCCAGCAUUACGAGAUGUUAUAGCUAAAGAAGCUCUACAAUAUAAGAAAGGUCAUGUUUCUCAGGAAGAUAUGAGUUGGAGAGUCCGCGGCCGGGGUCAAUUAUCGCACGCAAUCGAUUUGGCUUGUGGGGCUGCAAUCCGUCUUCGCACACUUGAACUUCAGUGGCCAACAAUAUUCAUAGAAAUGAUUGAAGAGGUGUUAAGAGAUUUCGCAAAUAUGGAAUCACAUGUGAAGGAACAGAUGCGAUUUCUUAUGGAUUCCUUGUGAUACUUUUCUUCUUCU